AUGUCAAGUUGUCCACACUGUGCCUCAUCAGAAAACAAACUUUGCUGCCAGCCUAAUUGCGAUUGCGGAGAAAAUUGUUCCUGUACCUCUAUCGUCUGCUCAAAAACCUAUGCUCCAAUGGCUCGAAUCCGCAAGCCAGCUCCCACCUUUUCAGGCACUGCAUGGGAUGGAAAUAGAAUGAGGCAGCUUACUUUAGAUGAAUACAAAGGCAAAUACGUUGUCCUUUUCUUUUACCCUCUAGAUUUCACUUUUGUAUGCCCAACUGAAAUUAUCAACUUUAAUGAUAUGGCUCCUGAAUUUCGGUCAAAUAACUGUGAAAUAAUUGCUUGUUCAGUGGAUUCUGUAUUUACCCAUAGAGAAUACACAUUAAAACCUCGUGAACAAGGAGGGCUGGGGAGGCUGCAAAUUCCAUUAUUGUCUGAUCUCAGUAAAGCUGUUGGGAAAAGAUAUGGGGUCUAUUUGGAUCAUUCUGAGGAUGAAGGUGUACAUUUGAGAGGAACUUUUAUUAUUGAUAAAAAUGGGAUAUUAAGACAUGUGUCUAUUAAUGACCUUCCAGUGGGAAGAAGUGUAAGGGAAGUUUUGAGACUUGUGCAGGCUUUUCAAUAUACAGAUGAACAUGGAGAGGUAUGUCCUGAGUCUUGGUCACCUGGAGCACCAACUGUUGUACCAUCACAUGAAAGUGAAAAAACUGAAGAAUAUUGGAAAACCCAUCAUAAAUCUAAAUAA
Molecule: messenger RNA, 726 nt
Organism: Blepharisma stoltei
Lineage: Eukaryota; Ciliophora; Heterotrichea; Heterotrichida; Blepharismidae
Source: the annotation of a GenBank genome assembly